AUGUCUCGGAAGGAAUCUGCCAACUCCUGUCCCAACACGGAUAUGAGCCGGCCAAGUCAGAGCCAAUCAGGCCCCAAUCAAAUACUGCGAAUUAAUGGUACCGAUGGAAUCGACUGCUUGAACGACACCGACAAUUCGAAAGAAAUAGAGAUUCCCUCAAACAAUGGCCACCUGAAAAGCUACGGUAGUGGUAAUAGUGAUGAUGAGAUGUGGCCAACCCCACUGGAGGAAUGGGAUCUCACUGCUCGAAACCGGGCUAGGAAUAUAUUCAGUCCAUUAGUUCCUCAAACACAGCACUUAGCGCACACCUCUGGUAUCGGUGAUGAGGAGAGCCCCCAGUUCAAAUCUGGCUCUUGUCCACCAAAUAGCUCUCCAAUGACAGAGUAUUAUGGUCGCCAUGGGAGUGAGUCACCCGUGAAGGAUGACCACUGGCAUGCAAAAAAUAGCUUUCAUCCUCGCCGAAAAGAUGACGACGAUUCUUCUGGAGGGUCUGAACGGCCAGGAGCUGUCAGAGGCUGGAGCCCUGAUGGUAAAGGAUCAGGCGGCAAUAGUCCAAAAUUGCACGAAGGUAGUGAGCCAUCAAUGGCGUCGUCGAAUUUAGCCACUCAGUACUCUGGCUCAAGUAAAGCGCUGAGCGGACUGUGUGGUUCUGCUGCUUGGUUCAUACCACAGAACGGCCGUUAUGAGCAGCUGCUACCUCGUUAUCAGUUGAUUCACACUUCCAACUGGUACAAAGCAGAAGGAAAGAUUCCAUGCGGGAUUAGCGAGCAUGCCAAAUUCCAUCAAGGUCGUUACAGGUGCUAUCAAGCCGGUUAA
Messenger RNA from Verruconis gallopava, 816 nucleotides. RefSeq lists its product as uncharacterized. Bases 1 to 816 code for a protein of 271 amino acids. The transcript has 2 exons. The record is from RefSeq and is a predicted model, not a curated record. NCBI's taxonomy places the organism in Eukaryota, Fungi, Ascomycota, Dothideomycetes, Venturiales, Sympoventuriaceae.